Messenger RNA from Aplysia californica (California sea hare), 4124 nucleotides. RefSeq names its product hepatoma-derived growth factor-related protein 2. Gene Ontology annotation, cellular component: nucleus. The transcript has 18 exons. Lineage: Eukaryota; Metazoa; Mollusca; Gastropoda; Aplysiida; Aplysiidae. Gene Ontology annotation, molecular function: zinc ion binding. The record is from RefSeq and is a predicted model, not a curated record. The coding region runs from base 47 to 3595 and encodes 1182 amino acids.
UGGUUUUGUGUGCAUAUCUAUAUAAUGUUAUAUUGUUUGUGUGAAAAUGGUGUUGACCUUUGCAUCAAUUGACGCUUCAACACAAGACAGAGUCAAAGUGAAGUACCGUGAUCACCCACGCCAGUCGAUUGUUCUUUCAAGUCUGGUAAACUGGUUGGGUGAAAAGAUUUCUGCUAUGUCUGGAACAGAAGCUGAAGACACCGUUAACACUACUCCUAUUGACACAAAGAAAACUGCUGACAAGAAAAAAAAUGGCAAAAUGAAACCCAUUUUUGCUGUUCCGAAAGUAACUACAGGAGCAGUUAACAAAUCUUUGUCUAUGAAUGAAAAGACUUCGCAGAAGAAAGUUACCAAAACACAGAGAGAAACGUCAGGGGACAACUGUAAAAAAUUAACAGAAAACAUCAGUCAUUCGAAAGUUGCUGAUACCCCAGCUAUAAAGAAGCCGAGGAAAUCAAAUACAGAGGCUCGCAGUUUGACACAAGAAGAGUAUGACGACAUCUUUAUCAAUGUCCUGCUUCCAGUCUCUUUAGACGACAGUGAUAGGGUACCCACCAAAAAAGUCCACCAGAGCUCGGCAAAAAGCAUGCGUCAUGAAGACAACUUUGGUGAAACUAACUCUACUGAAUGGAACAGUGGCCAUGAGGAUGAAGAGAUUGAUGACUGGAAUGAAGACCACCCAGAGAUUGUAGAGAUACCACCACCAAAAGAGUCAAAGGAUUCUGGCAAUCAUUUCAAAAAGCAAACUGCGGAUGCAAAGAAGCUGUAUGAACUAAAACAAGUGAAACUGUCUUUUCCAUCAGAUGUGAAGAUGUCAAAUAACGCAGGCGAUAAUGGAAAACCAAAGAAAACAGUAAAGAAAGCACAUAGUAUGACGGAUAGCUUGAAAAGCUCAAAUGAUGAGGAAAAAGAAAAUAGUCAAUCUACAAGAUCGCUGAAUCCUCCAAAAGAUUGUCACGUAUCAAAGUAUGAAAACGAUGGUGGGAAAUCAAAGAAAAAAGCAUGGAAAACCUCUGGAAUGAUGGAAAGCAGAGAAAACUCUCUAAAUAAGGGGAAAGCAAACAAGCAGUAUCAAGGACCUAAGAGCUUUCAGAAAGAUUUCCAAGCAAAAAAUAAAGUGGCUAAAAGAAGUGGGCAAAAGGAGCUGCUGAAAGAACAGCAGAGGAAGAGGUUCAGUCAAGGAAAGAAUAAGAAGAAAAUGACAAGGGAAGAGACCUCUGAUGACAGCAGCAGCAGUGACGAGGAAAUUGGAACCUGGGUCCAGUGUUGUAACCUGUGGUGUAAAAAGUGGAGAUAUCUCCCGGAUGUUGAUGACCCUGCUAGGAUUCCGGACAAAUGGGUUUGCAGUAUGAAUACAGACAAGAAACAUAACUCUUGUGAAUCUGCGGAAGUGAAGUAUGAUGAAAGUGAGCAUAUCUUCACAAAAUUCACCCCAGGAUCUGUUGUAUGGGCAAAAAUGGAUGGAUAUCCGUGGUGGCCUGCAAUGAUAGAAAGUGACUGUGACUAUGACACUUACUUUGAGUUGUUGUCUGAGGACAGCAUGCACCCUACACAGUAUCAUGUUUCCUUUUUUGAUGACUGUGUGUCCCGCGCUUGGAUCAAGGCUGCAUGGAUCUCUCCUUAUCAAGGGCAACAGCCUAGAAAUUCUGCUCUGUCUAAACGCUCACAGUCGCACAAGAAAGAAAUUGAAAUUGCCAAGAGAAAUGCAGACUAUGCACUGAAAUUGAGCCUCAAGGAGCGCCUUGAAACUUACGGAUUUGCCACACGAUACUCGCGACAUAAAAGACAGCAUAAACAGUACUCAGGGAAUGGUCGUGAUGGAUCUGUUGGCAGUAGCAGGAGAAAGGUCAAGAAGCUCAAAACGCAAGGAAAAAAAGAUUCACAGCAAGUGGUUGUUCCUCUUUCACGAGGCAGCUGUGAACAGAAUUCGAAAAAAGAUUCUUGUAUCGCUGACGACGGAAAUUCCACCGAGGAAAAUGAGAGUACAGAUAACAGGAACUGCAGCUCAAAGGGUGUAACUUCUGUUCAUCAAAGAAAAGAAAGAUUUGACAAAGAAAUAUUCACCAUGGAAGCCUCUACUGCACAGAGUCAAGAAGCAGAGCUGCCCAGCUCGAGUGCUGGACAGGUGUCUCAAGACACAGAGGAGGUGUCGGAAUCUUCUAGUGAAAGUUUGCCCGGCAGUGAAGGAGGGGAUGCUGAUAAUGUUCUUGCUCAUGGUGAAAUGGAAAAAGAAGUUGGGGAGCCAGUUGACGGUCAAGAUGUUGUCAAAGGCGGUAUGGAAACCCUGAAGAAUGGUGUUUGUGAGAAACCAGAUGAAGAACUUGGGGCUAGAGAUAAUGCUUCAGAUUCUGAGGUUCAUAGUGAUCUUGAAAACACUGAUACUGCUACAUCGUCAAAAGAAAUUGAACAGUCUGAAAUCGUUGAGCAUGAUCGGAUUGCUUCUGAUGUUGUGGAACGUAAUUUUGACAACGAAACUGUCUGUGAAGGGAAGAAGGCUGAUGUGGUUACAUGUGAGGAGAAGCAAGAAGAAGAAAGCUCUGUGGGUACAAAGAGCAAGACUUCUGGAAAAUCUUCAGGCCACACACGCGGCAGCAACAAAUCUACCCGUGGAAGUGAGGAGGUUGUGGGUGGGGGAGAGGACCUCGAGAACAAGAAGAAAAGAAAACUGGCGUCUGUCAAGUCAAAUAACAAGCCAGUGAAUGAAGAGAAUAAGGAAGAUGUUUCAAAUUCCCUAUGUGAUGAUACUCUGAGCACUAAGAAAAGUUUGAAAGACAAAAUACCCAGCAAGAGCAAAAAACUGAAAUUUGAUUCAGAAAAGUCCGUAGCGUCUGAUUCUGAUGAUGAGACAAAUGUAACUGAGGAAAAUUCCAUGGGGAUUGCUGAAAAUGGUUCCCAGAAUAAAAAGAUAUUCUCAAAGAGCCGAUCGAAAGAUUCUAAUAAGAAAAGUAAAAACUCUGCUAUGAGCAAGAAGGACAGUGAGGUUCAAGUUGAUGGUUCUGAAAAAGGCAAAGAAAACACAGAGAAGGUUUCAAAAAUUCAGAGAGAUCAAGAAAAAUCUUUCCAUAAAGUUAGAAAACAUAACAACUUUUCAGCCCCUCAAAUAAGCAAAUCAUCCUCUCACUCUGAUGGCGUGGUUCCCAGUCAGCCAUUGAAGGAAAAUGGAACAAAUAAACCUAAGAAAAGUUCUUAUGCUCGAGCGGUGAGACCUGCCGUUACAGAUCAGAAUGUACCUGAUUUAGAAGCAGAUGUAACCAGUAUUAUUGAAAGUGAAGGCACAUUGACUCUGAAGACAGAUUCCAGUUCAGUAAAGAAACAAGAGAAGAUCCUUCGUGACAGCAUCGACAAGCUGGAAAGUGGAGACGAGGAGGAAAGCUUUGAUUUGGGGGAUGUGUACAAAAAAUCUGUCCAAAGUCCUAGAUCCAAAGUCCCUCAGGAUAGUGACUGUGAGAGUCUGGACCUAGAAGUGGACGCGGUCAGCCCAAAAGUUAUAGCAGAGAAUGUUCAGGGCAUUCAGGGCGACAUUCAUGGGAGGUUUGCUGGGACGUGUUUUGAUCAAGGCUCAGAUUCUGAUCCCUUUGAUGCAAUAGAGCAGUAGAUUGUUGUUACUAUGUUAGUGUUAGACAUUGUUGUUCCCUAUAUUUUUAAGAUUAUUUUUAAAGCUAUGUUUUCAAAGUACUGUGUAAAACCAACUCAUCGGCCUCACAACCCUUUGACUUUGAGAUUUUAUGAUUUCGUUCGGAAAGAUAUUGAAUUUUAUGAUGUGUAGUAAAUCUUGUGGGAAAAAAAAAUGUCAAAGUAGAUGUUUGUAUGUUGGCACAAAUUUCAUGUGGAUACGUUGAACAGUCAUGUCAGUGGUCAGUUCAACCUGUGUGUAGAUUAGCGAUGCUUGUAGACAAUGCAGAAAGUUGACUGAAAUUAAUCUAUCCAAGAUUUGAGUCCAAAAAAGAUGACGGUGUUUAACACAUGCGGAUAACUUGAGAACGACAGAUGUACGCCAUUGGCCGAUAUUUAUAGUAACAGCCAUCCUGUUUGACGUCAUUGAGGGAUUCCCACUUUGUUGUCGUUCACGGUGGCAACACAACCACAAAGCACUACGGCAGUAUUUUAAAAGCCUGUAGCCUACA